GACUGUUUUGUAUAUGCACCCAAAAUGAAUACCUUCAAUUUAAAAUUACUGACGUUGCUGUUUGUUUCAGUUACAUGUCUCUAUUUUUGUUCUGACAAAUUAAAUGUCUUUCCAAUUUUGAUGUUGGGAGAUUCUUUGACAGAUUCAUCAAUUUUAGAAUAUAAUAAUCAGCCUAUUUCAACCAUCAAAAAAUGUCAAAAAAUAAAAAAUGUAGCGAUGGUCAAAACUCAUAAGUGUGCUGGUGAUAUGAUGGCUUCUCUGCUUCUGCGUUUUGCCGAAAACCACAAACUGGAAGUGCUACUUCCCGAACGACCAUCAUCCGUAGUCGGCUACUCAAUGAAGCCUCAGUUUCGAAUACAAAAUCCUUCACGAUUGCCAAAUGGAAAGUUUCAGGUGAUGGCCUUGCACACAAUGUACAACUACAACUACUGGAACUCGAUCAUGGAGACUCCGUUCACUCUGAUUGGACUGACACGGGAACCCCUUAGUCAAUUCAGAUCCUACUUCUAUUACACUCGAGAAUACUUCCACGGGGAGAAUAGAAUCGAAUCGAAAGAAGAGGGGCUUUCAACAGUCUUGGAGCAACUGCAACUUCUUGUAAAAGGGGAUAUCAAAAAGAUCGACGGUUUCGACGCAAGAAGAUACCAAAACAUUAUGUUUGUGGAUUUCGGUGGUUACGAUAUCAAAGAGGACAUUGACGUGACAAAUUAUGUCCAGCAAAUUUCUAAUAAUUUUUCUGUUCUGAUUGUUAACGAAAUGUUCGACGAAAGCCUCGUUGUUUUGAAAAACAAAUUAUCUUGGAACUGGGAAGAUGUAGUCUACCAGAAAAUGAACGUCGCUAAAAGUUCUGCGAUGAUAAGUUUCACUCAGCAAGAAAAAGAAGCACAUCGAUUAUUUUCUCCUAAAGACUACUUACUCUACGAAGAAAGCGUGAAAAAAUUGAACAAGGAUAUUGAAAAAAUCAAAAACUUUAAUGAACAGCUUUCAGAGUUCAAAAUGCUGAACAAAAAAGUGUCGUCAUUUUGCCAAAACGCGAACACAGUCAACGCAGCAAUUUCGCACUUGUUCGUAAAAGAUGUCAAAUACAAUUGUAAUGGAUUUUUUAACAUAACAAACUUUGAUUGUAAAAAAGUUUCACAAGGAAUUUUGCAGUAUGUAAAAUUUCACAUAGAUCAGAAGGAAAAGUAUAAAUAA
This is a messenger RNA of Symsagittifera roscoffensis, 1194 nucleotides long. RefSeq names its product galactose-3-O-sulfotransferase 2-like. The transcript is spliced from 5 exons. Gene Ontology annotation, cellular component: membrane. Gene Ontology annotation, biological process: glycolipid biosynthetic process. Gene Ontology annotation, molecular function: galactosylceramide sulfotransferase activity. Bases 25 to 1194 code for a protein of 389 amino acids. The record is from RefSeq and is a predicted model, not a curated record. Lineage: Eukaryota; Metazoa; Xenacoelomorpha; Acoela; Convolutidae.